Messenger RNA from Oryza sativa Japonica Group (Japanese rice), 1192 nucleotides. RefSeq lists its product as uncharacterized. NCBI's taxonomy places the organism in Eukaryota, Viridiplantae, Streptophyta, Magnoliopsida, Poales, Poaceae. The record is from RefSeq and is a predicted model, not a curated record.
CAUUCCUAAUACUAUAGGAACAGCAAUAUUUAGAAAAAAAAACAGUCAUAUUUGUUUGAAAAACUUUUUUCUCAGCUUUGAAGAGGUUACUUUGAGAACAAGCAUGAGAAGGCCACAGCUGUCAUUUUCAGUCUCGGCCUAAAGCCCAAGAAAGAAAAAGGCCUAAACCCCUUAGGCCCUUAACGCCACCAAGAGUCCAACACCAAGCCGCACCAGAUCUCCCUCUCCCGAACCCCAGCGCCGCCGCCGCCGCCGCCGCCGAUCGCAUCGGGCCGCCAUGGAGGACGUCGUCACCGACGCGCCGCCGCCGUCCCGCUUCUCCCCGGACGACCUCGACAACUUCGCCGCUCCACCGCCGCAGCCCACCCCUAUCCUCGUCGUCUCCCCCGCCAACCCUAGCCCCGCCCCGCGCCGCCUCCUCAUCCUCCUCAUCUCCCCGACCUCGCUCGCGCUCCUCCCCCACCUCCCCUCGCCGCCUCCGCUGCACGCCUCCCUCCUCCUCCCCGAGCUCCCCCUGGGGCGCUCCCAGCCACCCAUCCGCGUGUAUCUCCAUGCCCCCUCGGGCACCCUCCUCGCCGCCGCACACGGCCCCGCCCCCGUCCCCGCCCACCGCGCGCGCGCCGUCGCCAGGAGCCUCGUGUCCGCCCUCCAGCCCGAGGAGGUGCUGGUGCUCGACGCGGUCCGGAGCGGGGCCUACAGGGGCAGGCUCGCCGCGGACGAGCCCGUGGAGGGGAAGCUGGAGACCAGGGCGGCGCGGGGGCGGGGAGGCGUCGGCGCGGCCCGCGGCGUGGCGGCGCUGGCCCCGCCCGGGAGCGUGGUGGACGGGCUCGGCGCCGCGGUGUUGGCGGAGUGCGAGAUGCGCGGGAAGGCGGCGAGCAUGGUGGUGACGUGGCCGGAGGGCGCGAGGCCGGCGGAGUUCGGCGUCAUGCGGCGCGUGGCGGCGGAGCUCGGCGUCGACCCGGCCAAGGCGGCGGCCGGGAGGGUCGCCGGCCGGGCCGAGCUGGACGCGCUGUACACUUGAGUUGAUUCGCUCGUUUUUUCGCUGUGAUUGUGUUGCACGGUUGCUCGUGAUGAGUUUGUAAUGGAGAAAGAAAAAACUGGGAUUAUAUGUGUGACAAAGAUGAUUUCUUUGUGUUUUGAGACUAUCUGCCUCAUGGAUUCUUAAUAUGCAAAGCAAACAAUUUUCUGGUUU